Mollisia scopiformis is the source of this 819-nucleotide messenger RNA. RefSeq names its product NAD(P)-binding protein. Bases 1 to 819 code for a protein of 272 amino acids. NCBI's taxonomy places the organism in Eukaryota, Fungi, Ascomycota, Leotiomycetes, Helotiales, Mollisiaceae. The record is from RefSeq and is a predicted model, not a curated record. The transcript is spliced from 4 exons. Gene Ontology annotation, molecular function: oxidoreductase activity, acting on the CH-OH group of donors, NAD or NADP as acceptor.
AUGAAGACUGUGUUGGUCGUUGGUAAAUCAUCACCUGUUGCGUUUUUCGUUCAAGGCUCUGAGCUGAUUUCGAAUGUGCCAGGUGCAAACCGUGGCAUUGGGCUUCAGCUGAUCCGAACCUUUAAGGCCCGAGGAUGGCACACUAUUGGCUCUGUUCGCCCCGAAACUUUAAAUGCCAGUGAUCCCUCCAUUUCGGAUCUAAAAGAAACAAAUUCCGAUAUUAUUCAGAUAGACUACAAGGACGAGGACACCGUCAAGUCGGCGGCAGCUGAUCUCACGACCAAAAAACUGUCUCUAGAUGUCCUUGUCAACUGUGGUGGUAACUCUCACCUAUCUUCAUUGCCUAAACGCUCAAUAUCUGAAUCGAAUUCAGGCAUCAAUGUUCGCCCACUUGAGUGGCAUAUCCAUGGACAGGAUGACUUGAUGGAGAGAUUUCAGGUUAUGGUGGUCGGUCCCUUCCUUGUUGCUAAACAUUUUCUACCCUUGAUUACGAAAGAUGGGACGGGGAAGCUGAUUUAUAUCACAUCCAAGUCAGGGAGUAUCGGAGCACCGGAUCAUGAUGGAGAAGUCAUCGGCUAUCGUAUGGCCAAAGCUGCUGCCAACCAGCAAGUCAAGACACUCGCACUUGACUUCCAGCGAGACAAUAUUCCAGUUACAACACUCGCGUUCGAGCCUGGCUUCAUCAAGACAAGGCUCACAGGUUGGCGAGGCCGCGUGGACAUCGAAGAAUCAUGCACUGGAAUGGUAAACAUCAUCGAGAAGUUGGUGCCCGAAAUGUCGGGCUCUUUCUUGGAUUGGAAGGGAGAAACCAUUCUCUAG